Centruroides sculpturatus (bark scorpion) is the source of this 4824-nucleotide messenger RNA. Its product is annotated as proteasome activator complex subunit 4-like. Gene Ontology annotation, cellular component: cytosol; nucleus. The record is from RefSeq and is a predicted model, not a curated record. The transcript has 39 exons. Gene Ontology annotation, biological process: proteasomal ubiquitin-independent protein catabolic process. NCBI's taxonomy places the organism in Eukaryota, Metazoa, Arthropoda, Arachnida, Scorpiones, Buthidae. The coding region runs from base 238 to 4824 and encodes 1528 amino acids. Gene Ontology annotation, molecular function: proteasome binding; peptidase activator activity.
AUUUUAUUGUCUUCCAUGUUGUUUUUCCCUGAAAUUAUUCGAAAAAUUCUACUUCGAAUGUUCGGAAUUUAACGAAAUUAGAACUAAUAACGAACAAGGAAUUUAAUGACGUCGCACAAAGAAUUUAAGAAAAUGACGUCACUUCCCAAUGUGGCGGCCACCGUGAAUUAACGUAUCAUCAUUAGAAGGAAUUUAUAAAGAUUGGUGGAGAUUUCGCAAAUUAUAGUUGUCAUCAAUAUGGACGAGCGAACGGCCAAAUUAGGCUAUACUCCGCAAAAAGAAGUUAUUUAUAAUAAACUCUUACCGUAUUCUGAAGAAUUAGACGAAGAAUCUCAAAGACUUUUUUCAGAAAUCAAAACAAAUAUAGCUAAAUCUAUUUUGCUUCAUGAAUUAAAACCUGGAACAGUUCAUUGGUUGACAAAUCUGUCCAGAUAUUUAAAAUUAUAUGGAAGAAAGUUUUCCAAAAAUGACCAUAUACAGUUGAUCAAACUGUUGUACAAAAUCAUUACAAUUCCAGAUUUGGAGUUGAACAUUUUACAGCAUGUUGUUCACAUAUUGACAUUGUUAUUGAAAAAAAAGGAAUUACUUUCAAGAGAAGAUCUUGAAUUACCAUGGAGACCUUUAUAUGAAUUAUAUGAAAGAACAAUGUAUUCUCCAUUUGAACGACUAGGAAUGUUUCUAUUACCAUUAAACUUAGAUGCAGGUUUGAAGGGAUUGAUUCAAGCAUGUAGAAUCUAUUUUUCAGUUGAUGCUACACAGGAAAUGCUUUCAGAAUGGUAUCCUCUCAUCUGUCCAUUUGAUACAUCUAUGAGCAAAGCUAUUUCCUAUUUAGAAUUAUUUCUUCCAACUUGCUUGCCACCCGAGCAUCAUGAUAAAGGAUUCAAGUUAUGGAUGCCUGAUUUAAUGAAAAUAUGGCAAUCAUGUUAUAAUAUUAAUCCUUGGGAAAAUCACUUGGUAUGGUUAUUUGCUCGCCUAGCUAAUGAUAACAUUGGUUAUAUUGAUUGGGAACAAUAUAUUCCAACAAUAUUUACAAGACUUUUAUACAGUUUUAAUUUACCUGGAAGUACAAACAAAACACAAGUUAAAAUUUUAUUAAAUACAGGAAUUGAUACAAAUGCUGUUGUUAUUUGGAUUGUUUCAAUGUUGGGUGGGAAAAGUAGUUGUCAAAAACAUAUUGCUCAUUUUUUCAAGGCUGUAGAAUCAUAUUAUCAUCCUUCAAAUAAUGGAAGAUGGAUGAUGAAGUUACAACGACUACUGCAUAAACUUCCAACUGCCUUAGUGAAACGACUUAAUAGGGAACGAUAUCGUCAACACACCUGGGAGACACCAAUACCUGACAGUUGUAAAUUAACAGACAAAGAAGUGACAGAAUUUGUAAAAAGCAUGAACCAUGUUGUAUUAUUAUCUAUGUUUAGUAAAGGAGGAAGUACUGAUUGUGCUUUGGCACUUCAAAACUUGUCAAUUUUAUGCCCUGAGGUGGUCAUUCCUCCAGUGUUAGAAAGGUUGUAUUCUUCAUUGGAAACAUUGACUGAGCCUCAUUGUCUAACAGCUGCUAUGCAUUGCAUUGUCGCAGUUGCCAGAACACUUGUUAGAGGUGGUAGUCGCUAUGCUGAAGGACCAACUCAUGUCAUACCCCUUCUGAUAGGUUCAUUACCAGGAAUUGAUCCAAAUGAUAUUAAAAAAUGCAUAGUUACUUUUCAAUUUCUUUCCACGUUUACAUCUAUUAUUACUAUUGUUGAUUGUUCAAGAGCUCUAAACUACAGAAAUGAUCUUACUGAGAUUGAACAAGAAAUUUGCUUUGCUUCAGUACAGUUUGAAGAUUUUGUACUUCAGUUCAUGGAUAGGGUAAAUCCUGAACAGGCAUUGAAAGCAUUUGUUCCUCAUUUUAGUAAGCUUAUUAUGGCUCUUACCGCUACUGAAGAUGUAACUAAAGAAGAAACACUUGAUAAUGAAUUACUAUUUAGUCUUCUUUUGCUUUCAGAGGUUGUACGUUGUGAUGGUCGUCAAGUGUUGAAAUACAAAAAUGAAUUAGAAAAAGUAUUAUAUCGUACUGUAUCUUUGAAUUCACGUCAAGGAUAUUUAUUGGCAGGAGCCUUAUUUCGUCACAUUUUGAGAAGUAUGGUACUAGUAUAUCCAUUAGAUUAUCGUAGCACCUGUGUACCAUGGGAACGGUGUCAGAAUUUUCAAGACUAUCUUCCUAUUCAGGAUUGGGGAAAGCCUGGAGACAUCAAUAAUUUAGGAAUACAAUGGCAUAUUCCAACCAAGGAAGAAAUUGAAUUUGUGCAUCAUUUACUUGAAACUUUUCUGAAUUCUGAAUUAACAAAAUUAUUAGAAUGGAGUAGAAGUAAAAUUACUUUAACAAGAGAUGAAUUACAAUGUAGUCUAAAUUUAGUACUUGAAGGUCUACUUGGGGCAGGAUUUGUUCUUCCAAUAUGGAAAGGAGAAUCAUUUAAUGCAACUGAAUCAUCUGUACCACUGUAUUGUACAAGAGUAACAAAAGAUGGAAGCACAGAAAUUCACUUCAAGGAUGGUAGGAAUGUUCGACAGACAGUUGCUGAAAUUAUUCAAGAGGUUUUAAGUCAUGUGAUGGAAUCAUUUGAAGAUGAUACAAAGUCAUUAUUUUUAAUUAUCAGGAUAUAUCGAACCUUAAUGUUUUAUUGGGGUGCUACUAAGGAAGAAUUUGAUUCAAGAUGGAAAGGCUUCCACGUUGUUAAAAAAAGUCUUGAAAACAAGUUAAUUGGAUAUAAACGACAUGUAAGGACAUUGCUCAUUGAUCGUACAUUACUUCAGCAUGAGCUUCGUAUUUUGGAAAAAAACAAAACAAUCUUCACAAGAUUACAUCAAAAAUUAAUUUUUGAUUUGUUAGGUCUCUCAACUAGUCAUUAUAGUAAAAUUCGAGCAAAAGCACAAGAAGCUUUUCAUUUGUGUCUGAGAUCUUAUCCUCAUUGCUAUCAUGUUUUUCUUGAGAAAAUUUUAAGCUUCAUUCGCAAAGAAACAAAUGCAUCACAUGAACAGUUCAAGGGUGCUUUAUAUAUAUUACUUGGAAUAAAGCAACAAUCCUUACUGAGAGUUCACAAUUGGGAAAUUUUGAAAGAUAUCUGGCCAACAAUUAUCAAUGCACCUCAUUCGGAGAAACCUUCCAUUAUUAAACUUUUAGAACACAUAUCUUCUACAGUAUUAAAAUAUUCAGAUACAAUCCAGAUUGAAUUUCAGGUAACUGAUGAUGUACUUAAUGAAGCAAAAUUGCUUUGGUCAAAUGAGAUACCUCUGCUAUUAGAACCAUGUCCUUCACCUACCAGAAUAGAGGAAGCAAAAGCUGCUCUUCUGUUGAAAAAUCAGAAGAAUAUAAAUAAUUAUAAUGCAUUAGUACAUAAACUAGUGGAUUUAAUUCAGAAUGGCAACCUACAUUGGCGGUAUUAUCACAUGGGCCUUAUGUUUCUGAAUCUCCUGAUACAUUAUAAAAUUGAAUUACCAGCACCAGCUGUUAAAAUGUUUGUUCAGCAUUUAAUUCAUGAUACUCUGAAUGUCAGACAAAUUGCCAUUAGUGCAAUGUGUGCAAUUUUAAAACAACAAAAGAUCCUUCGUAAAACUAAAGAAGUGGAUCCUCUUUCUGUGGAUGUUUCGGCUGUGCCAUUACACAGUCUACUUCCAAAAGAUGUCAUUUGUAACAACUUAUGGUUACAGUACAAUAGUUUAACUUCUCCUAGGACUAAACAGAAAUGGGAAAACAGUGUAUUUGUACAUAAAACUUAUAUUGGAUUCUAUGCAUGGCCAAAACCAUUGCUAGUAUAUUCACCUGAUUCGGAACAACCAAUAUUGGAUCGUAAAAGAGAGGAUUUGUCUGAGGUAGAAAAACCUAUAUAUGAUGCAUUCACACAACAAGAAUUUGUUGAUAAGUUAAUAACUUAUUUAUCAAUAGAAGAAACCAAAGGACAUGACAAAUUUGAUUGCCAGAGGUUUUACAUGUUUAAGGGAUUGUUUCGUAAUUUUGGAGAUACAUUUUUGCCCUAUUUUAAAAGCCACUUAGAGAAACAAGUUGUAGAUUUACAGGAAAGUGUGCAACGAUGUGCUGCUGAAAUUAUUGCAGGACUCCUUAAGGGCAGCAAACACUGGGAUUUUGAAAAGACAAGCACUCUUGAAAAGACAUUAACACCUAUUUUGCGAUUAGCACUGAAUAAUAUUACUCCAGAGACUGUGACGGAUUGGGGAACUUGUUUUGCAACAUCAUCUUGUAACAGAGAUCCUAAUAAAUUGCAUUGGUUGUUUGAAUUACUGAUGGAAGAUCGAUUAAAAGGUGAAAAUGGUUCAUUUUUGGAAUCAAGUUGUUUGUAUAUUUUGUUUGGAGUCUUAAGCCAACAAGAAUGGCGAUGUUUUGAGCUUCUUCACCGACUUCUAGAGUAUCUUAAGCCACAUCUGACCCAUAGUUAUCAAAAUGUACGAGAAAAGAUUGGCAGUUUGGUUGGAAACAUUUUUAUGUACGACUUGGCUUUUCCAAAUUCUCCCUGCUUAAAGUUAGCACCACAGAGAGCACCUUUUAUCCAAGAAAUAUUGUCUCAGUUGUCUAUACUAAAUAUUGAAGAAAACAUAGAUUCUCCUAUGGAUGAAAUUACUCCUUUCUUUAAUAAUAAAGCUGGGGAUAUAAAACUAUUGGAAGAAAAUUGCACUAACCAUGUGAUGGAAUCUGGUGCUUCCAAAGAAAAGAAGAAAGCUAUUAAUUUAUUAAGAACUGCUAAAUAUGAUGGGAAUGCAAUGAAAAACUUCCUUGAUACAGCCCAUAAAGCUGGAUAUAAUGCUGGAAGUAGCCUUGGAAGCCAAAAUUCUUGA